Arachis duranensis is the source of this 1502-nucleotide messenger RNA. RefSeq names its product glucan endo-1,3-beta-glucosidase 14. Gene Ontology annotation, cellular component: plasma membrane. The coding region runs from base 41 to 1207 and encodes 388 amino acids. Gene Ontology annotation, molecular function: hydrolase activity, hydrolyzing O-glycosyl compounds. Lineage: Eukaryota; Viridiplantae; Streptophyta; Magnoliopsida; Fabales; Fabaceae. The record is from RefSeq and is a predicted model, not a curated record. The transcript is spliced from 3 exons. Gene Ontology annotation, biological process: carbohydrate metabolic process.
AUGUUUUUUCUACAAUUGGAAUCCCUUCAUCCUUCUAAAUAUGAUCACCAACUUCUCUUCACCAUUCUUUCUCUGGCUGCUUCUCUUGUCAUGUGCAUUAUUUUCCCAUGCAUUAGCGGAUAAAGCAUUUACAGGAACAUACGGAGUGAACUACGGUAGGAUAGCAGACAAUCUGCCUCCCCCAGAGAGUGUAGUGACGCUUCUCAAAGCUGCCAAGAUCAAGAACAUAAGGAUAUAUGAUUCUGAUCAUCAAGUCCUCACUGCAUUCAAAGGUUCCGGAAUUGAAAUCGUGGUUGGACUUCCCAAUGAGUUCCUUAAAGACAUGAGCGUGGCCGAGGAUCGCGCCAUGAGCUGGAUCAAAGAAAAUGUAGAGCCAUUCAUUCCGGGGACUAAAAUCCGUGGAAUAGCGGUUGGAAAUGAAAUCCUUGGAGGCACAGAUAUUGAGCUCUGGGAAGCUCUGCUUCCAGCAGCUAGAAAUGUGUAUAGUUCCCUUCAAAAGCUUGGUUUAGCCAAAGACAUUCAAGUUUCAAGUCCACACUCAGAAGCAGUGUUUGCCAAUUCAUACCCUCCAUCUUCUUGCACUUUCAAGGAUGAUGUGAUGCCAUAUAUGAGGCCUCUCUUGCAAUUCUUCUCGCAGAUUGGUUCCCCAUUCUUCAUAAAUGCAUACCCUUUCUUGGCCUACAAGAAUGAUCCUCAGCAUAUUGAUAUCAACUAUGCUCUAUUCCAAAAGAGCCCCGGAAUUUAUGAUGCUAAGACAAAGCUGCACUAUGAUAACAUGUUUGAUGCUCAAGUUGAUGCGGCUUAUGCUGCUUUGGAGAAGGUUGGCUAUACCAAGAUGGAGGUCAUUGUUUCUGAGACCGGCUGGGCUUCUCGUGGCGACGAGAACGAGGCUGGUGCAACCCUGAAGAAUGCCAGGACUUACAACAAGAAUUUGAGGAAGCGCCUGCUCAAGAAAAAGGGGACUCCUUAUAGGCCAAAGAUGGUGGUGAGGGCUUAUAUAUUUGCUUUGUUCAACGAGAAUUUGAAGCCUGGCCCAACCUCUGAGAGAAACUUUGGCUUGUUUAAGCCUGAUGGAAGCAUUGCAUAUGAUAUUGGCUUUACUGGACUCAAACCUUCUUCUGCAACUUCUUUACAUAAGGGUAGUGGAUCUUCCUUCGUAAUGGUUUUCACAACUUGUGCUGCUAUUCUUCUUCUUCUAGCAUUGUGAUUGACAUGCAAAUUUGGCGAUUCUUUGGAUCCUCUAACAGUUUUCAUCACAAGAAGAAAUCUGUAGCUGACUACUUAACCUUGUAUUCUUCUUAUAUUAACACUCAACAAAUGUGUCAUAUGCUUGAUGAUUAGGCAUUGAAUCUUGUCUAUAUAUUGCUGUUGACUUGUUGUUUUUGUCAACGUUUCAGCGGUGUAAAGCAUGUUUUGUGCAACAUGUAUGUCAGAAUAUAUAUGUAAAAACAGAGCAACUUCUUCCAUCCAGGAUUUGUAUAUUGUCACUAUAUGAUGGAGUG